Molecule: messenger RNA, 1308 nt
Organism: Drosophila obscura
Lineage: Eukaryota; Metazoa; Arthropoda; Insecta; Diptera; Drosophilidae
Product: protein HGH1 homolog
Exons: 5
Coding region: 77-1183 (368 amino acids)
Source: RefSeq, a predicted model, not a curated record
GUAUAUUUUGUCGAUAAAUCCGCGGUCACACUGAACAUUACAAAUUGUACAAAUAAUUAAAAAUAAAUACAACGAAAUGGAAGUUGUGAGCGAACUGGUGCAGUUUAUGCAGCCCAACCAACGGCUGGACCUCAAGGCGGUGGCGCUGACACACGUGCUGGGUCUCACGGGCAGUGCCGAGGGAAAAGCGGCAAUACUCUCGCUGGACGAGCUGCUGAUGGCCAUCUUCGGGCUGACAUUCGACGAAAACCACACGGUGGCCAAGGAUGCAGUGCUCAGCCUUAUCAAUCUCACGGCAGAGGAGGAGUGCGCCACCAAAGUGUUUAAUCUGGCCAAACGAAUCGAGCCUCCCUUUGCCAUUGUGGAGGUGGCUGCCACACAAAUUGGCGACGAGCAGUCGCCGCUAGCAGAUCCCUGGAGCAUGGUGCUCAGCAAUCUGACACGCGUGGAGAGCCUCGUACACGAAAUACUCGACAUACUGGAGCGGGGCGAGCAGACGCUGCCACGGCUGGCCAAAGCCUUUGCCCAGCUGGAUUUCAACAAGAAGAAGGCGCGUCUCCACUACCUGGCGCCCAUCUUUUGCAACCUGACGCAGGUGCCGCGCGGCCGGGAGCUGUGCUGCCAUGCGCGCUACCAGCUGUUGGAGAAGCUGCUGCCCUUCGCCUCGUACGAGGAGAACGUGGUGCGUCGCGGCGGCACCAUUGGCAUCCUGAAGAACGUUUGCUUCGAUGCUGUGUACCACAGCGUGAUACUCGGCGAAGAUGACAACAUAUUGGUGGCCAUUCUGCAGCCGCUGUGCGGCCCCGAAGAGUUUAGCGACGAGGACAACGAAAUGCUGCCCAUUGAGCUUCAGUACCUGCCCGAAAGCAAAAGACGUGAAACGGAUCCAGAUCUGAGGAAGAUGCUUCUGGAAUGCCUCCUCCAGUUGUGCUCCACGCGGCGCAGUCGGGAGAUUCUGCGUGCCAAGGGCGUCUAUGAAAUACUGCGCGAAUACCACAAGUGGGAGGCGCGAGUGGGCCUCGACCGUGACUGUCUGCUGGCCUGCGAAAAUGUCGUGGACAUUUUGAUCAAAAAAGAGGAAGAAAUCGGUCUGGAUGACUACAAAAGCGUUGAGGUGCCCACCGAUCAUGCCGAGAAGUUUGUGCAGGAAGACGCCGACUAUGUUAAGAGUCUUUUAGAUUAACAAACUCCCAGUGCCCCCUCCCAACCCCACCUUUUUUGACUGUAAAUACGCGUAGUGUAAGUUAAACUCAUAGACGGUAUUGAAUUUUCAAUAUAUGUAUGCGGUUUUUAUUCAGAAAUGCUGUU